AAUGCUUUCGGCGGCGUGUUUAUUCUACAGGUCUCUCAGUUUCAGCGUCAUUCAGUCCUAACUGGGAUCUGUGAAGGCAGAGUGCGACUUUAACAAGAAGCCCUCUAUUUACUUCAGGAAGCCAAAUUUAAUUACAUCAUUUACAUUAAAUAUACAAAGUUACUGUUGUACAGAGCAGACGGAGAAACAGCAGCCAAAUGGAUCAGCUGGACUUUAUAACUCAUGAGGAGUUGGUUGUUUUUUUUCGCCGCAAGAAGACGGAGAUCUCUUGUAUGGAGGAACCACACAUCUUCCUCAUGCAGCUCCGAGACCAUGACCUGGUACCUGAGGAUCUCUACAAGGAGGUAAUAAAGAGGAAAAGUAAGAAGACAAUACAGGACGGUGUGUAUAAGAUUUUGGACUGGGUGGAGAAAAAGGGAGGAGAUCAUGUGAAAGAAUUUUGGAAGUGUGUGUUUCAGCACCACAUCCAGCAGGAAUACCCUGUUUUCCGCACACUGCUAAGGAACCUCCAGGAUGGUUCCUUUAAGAAAUGUGUAAAGCUUUCCGAUACAGAGAAACCAAGAAAGAGAAAGGGAUAUGAUGAAGAGAUAAAGGAAGAGGAACCAGGCCCUUCAUCAGGAUCCAGCCAGAAGAAAGCAGCCAAGGAGCCCACGUUCUCCUCGCUGCACAGGAGACAAAAGAUUCCUGUUACCUGUGGAGAAAAAAAAGGCUUGCCAGAGCAGGAUCAUGAUAAUGAUGAUGUGUGCUACAUCUGUAACACUUGGGGAAAUCUGGUCUGCUGUGACGGGUGUCCACGAGCCUUUCACCGUGACUGCCACUUACCAACUCUACAGGAAGAUGAAACUGAGGGUACGUGGAAGUGCAGUUUCUGUGUGCUAAAAACUAACCAGGGACUGCGGAUUCCACCGAAUCAUUCAGAGGCUCUGCGAAAACCAUGGCUGAGUUCGUGAAUGACAUCAUUCUCAUUUUCAACAACUGCAAGAUAUUUAACAAGGAUAAUGAGUUUGGCAAGAUGGGAGCCAGACUGAGCAAGAUGUUUGUAGAAGAUCUUCACACUGUCUUCAAUAUCCAGUAGUGUCUUUAAAAUUCAGUACUGUCUUUAAUAUCCAGUAGUGUCUUUAAUAUCCAGUAGUGUCUUUAAAAAUUCAGUAGUGUCUUUAAAAAUUCUGUAGUGUCUUUAAUAUCCAGUAGUGUCUUUAAAAAUUCUGUAUUGUCUUUAAAAAUUCAGUAGUGUCUUUAAAAAUUUAGUAGUGUCUUUAAAAAUUCUGUAGUGUCUUUAAUAUCCAGUAGUGUCUUUAAAAAUUCUGUAUUGUCUUUAAAAAUUCAGUAGUGUCUUUAAAAAUUCUGUAGUGUCUUUAAUAUCCAGUAGUGUCUUUAAAAAUUCUGUAGUGUCUUUAAUAUCCAGUAGUGUCUUUAAAAAUUCUGUAUUGUCUUUAAAAAUUCAGUAGUGUCUUUAAAAAUUCAGUAGUGUCUUUAAUAUCCAGUAGUGUCUUUAAAAAUUCUGUAGUGUCUUUAAUAUCCAGUAGUGUCUUUAAAAAUUCUGUAUUGUCUUUAAAAAUUCAGUAGCAUCUAUAAUAUCCAGUGGUUUUGGUCUUUGGCGGCUAAAAUCACCCAUUGUUUCUACAUUUUAAAGUUAAGUCUUCACCAUAGAAUCUUAUUGUUCACAAAGCAUAGUUAGUGUCUAACUUUUAGAGUGAAUUGAUCAGCUUCUAUAAUUCUUGUUGAACAUUUUAGUCAUUUUAGAGCUAGCAUCCUACUGAAUUUGUGCCCGAUGUCUCUCACUAAGUGUGUUCCUAAAAAUGAAAGCGUGUUGUAAUAUAAUAUUAUAAAUUCUUAAUCUAUGUCAAUUCAAGUGAAAUGUCUAAAUACUAUUUUCUUUUGGAUCUAGCAUUUUCUUUGUAGUAAUGUACUAACAUUGAUGUCCAUAGAACUUUUAAAGAUGGAAAUUAAAGCUGACAUUUUUUCCUUUUUUCUUUGUUAGCCCAUGGUCAGAUGUGUAUGACUCUGCAAUAAUCAUAUCUAAAAAUAAACUCUUUGUUUCUUAA
This is a messenger RNA of Hemibagrus wyckioides, 2045 nucleotides long. RefSeq names its product autoimmune regulator-like. Bases 198 to 950 code for a protein of 250 amino acids. Lineage: Eukaryota; Metazoa; Chordata; Actinopteri; Siluriformes; Bagridae. The record is from RefSeq and is a predicted model, not a curated record. The transcript is spliced from 8 exons. Gene Ontology annotation, cellular component: nucleus. Gene Ontology annotation, molecular function: DNA-binding transcription factor activity, RNA polymerase II-specific. Gene Ontology annotation, biological process: regulation of transcription by RNA polymerase II.